This is a messenger RNA of Entrophospora candida, 852 nucleotides long. NCBI's taxonomy places the organism in Eukaryota, Fungi, Glomeromycota, Glomeromycetes, Entrophosporales, Entrophosporaceae. The record is from the annotation of a GenBank genome assembly.
AUGACAUUUGAUUUCUGUAGAAUCUGUAAAAGGAAUAAUUCUGAGGGUAAAAAACAUUUAUAUACAAAAUUACAUCAAGGGAAUUUACUCAAUAUAUUAAACAAAGAAAUUACGAAAUAUAAAAAGUACAGGAUUUUUUUAAAAGAUAUUACUAUUGUUUAUGAUGUUAACAAGCAACCUGAUUUUUGGUGUUUGUUUUGUGAAGUGAACGUAGAAAUAACUUUUAAAAAUGUUGACGAAAAACAAAUUAUUUGUGAACACAUAUUUGAACAUAUGGUAACAAAAAAUCAUCAUGAUAAUGUUAUCAAGUAUUUUAAAGAUCAAAAAGCAGAUUGUAAAUUAAUUAAUAAUUUUAUACUGAAAAAAGAUGAAAUUGACAAGUUUCGAAGGAGAUCAAAAGAGUUACAAAAGAAAAAUCAGUUAAAAAAGGAAGAAAGGGAAUUAAAAUCCAAUGUAAAUCAAGAAUCCAAUAAUAUUAACGUAAAUUUACCAAGUAGCUUUGAAAACCUUGUGGCAUCUCUCCCGCCUCUUAAACCUGGUGAAGGAAAUGUGUUUGAAGAAGGAUCUGUCCCACCUUGGUUACAAGAUGAUGAUAUGAAGUUUAGUGGCAACACAAACAAAACUGAAAUAGGACCAUCAUUAGAUGCAUUCUUAGCAGCCAAAAAGCUUGAAAAGAAGAAAAAACUAAAUCCAAAUAGAGUUGGUGCUAAUUUUGAUAGAGAAAGUGCUGUGGGGAAGGAUUGGGUGCCAAAUUUCGGUAGAGUUUGGAAUAAUGGUACUAGAAAUCGAUCUCAAAAGCAAUAUAAAAAAGAAAUGAAAUCUAUUGAAAAAACAGGAAAGAAAAAUAAUUAA